Molecule: messenger RNA, 1007 nt
Organism: Cyclopterus lumpus (lumpfish)
Lineage: Eukaryota; Metazoa; Chordata; Actinopteri; Perciformes; Cyclopteridae
Product: heterogeneous nuclear ribonucleoprotein Q-like
Exons: 6
Coding region: 26-991 (321 amino acids)
Biological process (GO): CRD-mediated mRNA stabilization
Cellular component (GO): ribonucleoprotein complex; CRD-mediated mRNA stability complex; nucleus
Molecular function (GO): mRNA 5'-UTR binding
Source: RefSeq, a predicted model, not a curated record
CCCUGCAUUCCCCUCCGGUGCCCAGAUGUCUGCAGACAUGGCCAUGGAACAGGUAAACGGGAACGGCCCGGAGGAACCCAUUGACACCCCGGAGGUGAGCCGCUCCGAACACUUCGCAGCUCUGCUGGAGGCCGGCCUCCCUCAGAACGUGGCCGAGAAGCUGGACGAGCUCUACGUAGCAGGCCUCGUAGCUCACAGCGACCUCGACGAAAGAGCUCUUGAAGCUUUGAAAGAGUUCAAUGAGGAGGGAGCCCUGCAGGUGCUGGUCCAGUUCAAAGAGAGCGAUCUGUCACACGUGCAAAACAAAAGUGCCUUUCUCUGUGGGGUGAUGAAGACUUACAGGCAGAGGGAGAAACAAGGGACCAAAGUUUCAGAUUCCACGAAAGGACCAGAUGAGGCCAAAAUCAAGGAGCUCCUGGACAGAACAGACUACACACUCGACGUAACAACGGGCCAACGGAAGUAUGGCGGACCCCCGCCGGAGCCGGUGUACUCGGGGGCCCAACCCAACGUGGGAACAGAGAUAUUUAUCGGGAAGAUUCCCCGCGACUUGUUUGAAGAUGAACUGGUCCCUCUCUUUGAGAAGGCCGGGCCCAUCUGGGACCUGAGGCUAAUGAUGGACCCGCUGAGCGGCCUGAACAGGGGCUACGCUUUCGUCACCUUCUGCACGAAGGAAGCGGCCCAGGAGGCGGUGAAGCUGUGCAAUAAUCACGAGAUUCGCCCCAACAAGCACAUCGGGGUGUGUAUAUCCGUCGCCAACAACCGGCUAUUCGUUGGCUCCAUUCCCAAGAGUAAAACAAAGGAGCAGAUUGUUGAGGAGUUUGCUAAAGUCACAGAGGGCCUCAGUGACGUCAUACUGUACCAUCAACCCGAUGACAAGAAGAAGAACCGGGGCUUCUGCUUCCUGGAGUACGAAGACCACAAGACGGCUAUACAACCAGAGGAGUCGCCCCCUGGUGGUCAGUGGAGAGAAUGCAGCUUUAACACAUGAAGCAUAGACUUCUAUA